AUGGUGGGCUUUCUUAAGCGAAUUUACGAUUGGCUGUUGAGCAUCUUCUGGUACGUGUCAACAGAAAUGGACAUCACUAUGAUCGGUCUUCAAAAUGCUGGCAAGACCUCCUUAUUAAGAGUGCUAGCUGGAGGUGAAUUCACGAUUGACUCCAUUCCGACAGUCGGCUUCAACAUGAAAAAGGUUCAAAAAGGACACGUCACAUUAAAAUGCUGGGAUCUCGGCGGCCAACCACGAUUCCGGUCAAUGUGGGAACGAUAUUGUCGAGACGUCAACGCCAUUGUAUUCAUUGUUGAUUCCGCCGACCGCGAGGCCUUCGACGUUGCCAAGGAAGAACUCCACAUCCUCAUCAACAAACCCGCGACAGAAGGUAUCCCUUUGCUUGUUCUCGGUAACAAGUCAGAUCUUGCCGGACACGCCACCGUGGACGAGUUGAUCGAUGUCCUGAACCUGAAAGAAGUUACUCACCGAGAAGUGAGCUGCUAUGGUAUCAGCGCCAAAGAGGAAACCAAUCUCGACGCUGUUCUGCGCUGGCUCAUCGGGAGAGUGAGCAAGAAAUGA
Messenger RNA from Dissoconium aciculare CBS 342.82, 561 nucleotides. Its product is annotated as ras small GTPase. Gene Ontology annotation, cellular component: lysosomal membrane. The record is from RefSeq and is a predicted model, not a curated record. Gene Ontology annotation, biological process: protein transport. The transcript has 6 exons. The coding region runs from base 1 to 561 and encodes 186 amino acids. Gene Ontology annotation, molecular function: GTP binding; GTPase activity. NCBI's taxonomy places the organism in Eukaryota, Fungi, Ascomycota, Dothideomycetes, Mycosphaerellales, Dissoconiaceae.